Molecule: messenger RNA, 4702 nt
Organism: Sciurus carolinensis (gray squirrel)
Lineage: Eukaryota; Metazoa; Chordata; Mammalia; Rodentia; Sciuridae
Gene: Fcmr
Product: Fc mu receptor
Exons: 9
Coding region: 31-1323 (430 amino acids)
Cellular component (GO): plasma membrane
Molecular function (GO): transmembrane signaling receptor activity
Source: RefSeq, a predicted model, not a curated record
GCUCUUGCUGCAAAGGCUUUGGAAAGAACCAUGGGCCUCUGGCUUUGGUCACUUUACUUCCUGCCAGGAUCAUUUUUAAAGGUAGUUUUAUGCAGCCCAGGAUUGAAGAAGUUCACGGGCACUUGGGACAUCAUGACUAAGGUAUCUGGGGCUCUGAAGAUCCUCCCAGAAGUAAAGCUGGAUGGAAAACUGGGCGGAUCUAUUACCUUCGAGUGCCCGCUUCCUGAAAUACACGUGAGGAUGUAUCUGUGCCGGCAGAUGGCUAAACCUAGAAUCUGUUCCACCGUGGUAUCAAAUAACUUCAUCAAGAAGGAAUAUGAGAGCCGAGUGACUCUGAAGUUGUGCUCAGACAAGAAUCUGUUCCUAGUGGAGAUGACAGAGCUGACCAAAAGUGAUGGUGGAGUCUAUGCCUGUGGCGUGGGCAUGCACACAGACCGGGGCAAGACCCAGAAGGUCACCCUGAAUGUCCACAGUGAGUACAGUCCAUUCUGGGAAGAGGAGCUGAUAUCUAAGUCUCCAAAAUGGUUUCAUAAAUUUCUGCAGCAACCGAUGCCCGAUUGGCUCCAGAUGGUUGCACAUGCCAGUUCUUCUGAAUCCAUACCCAAAGUUACCACACCAACCCAAAGGACUGAGGACCCUCCAGGGCUUCGCCCCUCUGUCACCACACCAAUAAUUCAUCAUCCUCAAGCUCCCAGAGCAUCCUUGGUAGCAGCUGCCAAGCCCUCAACCCUUCUGCCAUCCACCACAGCCUCAAAGACUUCAGCUCAGGAAGAGCUGCUUAGGCCCCCGGGGGCCAGCUACAACCAGCACACCAGGCUUCAUGGGCAGAGAGAAUUCAACCGUGGCUCAGAGUCUUCGAGGGAGGACCAAGGAUUUCACAUCCUGAUCCCAACUGUCCUGGGUCUUCUCCUGCUGGCCCUUCUGGGCCUGGUGGUAAAAAGAGCGAUUCAAAGGAAGAGAGCCUCCAGGCGCGUCCGCCGACUGGCGAUAAGGAUGCGAGCUCUGGAAGCCUCCCAGCGGCCCCGACUGCAGAGGCCGCGCUCCCAGAACAUCUACAGCGCCUGCCCACGGCGCGCUCCAGAGUCUAACGCGGCCGGCCCAGAACAGACCCCUCCUGCGGACCUCGAACCCUCGGCGCCUUCAGCCCCUCCGCAGGUGCCUGAAGCUCCCUGGCUCCAUUCCCCAUCUCUGAAGACCAGCUGUGAAUAUGUGAGUGUCUGCCACCAGCUUGCUGCCAAGAUGGAGGCCACUGAUUCAAAUGACUACAUCAAUAUUCCCAACCUGAUUCACUCUCCAAGCUGUACCCCUGCAGUCAGACCUUGAUGCUAAUGAGUCUUGUCUAUCUGCUGAUUACCAGUAACUGAUUUCCAUCUCCUCACAGAGCCCUGAUCACCUCACAUGCCCCCAUCUAUCUGUGCCUUGAGCAUGGCUCUGCCCCAGAUAAUUUUGCACACCUUUGCAUCUCACUGUGUGCCUCAGGGGGCUCAGGGAAUGCAUAGCAUUUGUCUCAGUGCCACCUGCUUCCUUUCCAAACCAUGUAACAGGCUGUGGCAUUUGCAGUGACUUUGGUCACAGGGAUUUUGCUGCCCUGGCUCUUAGAUCACAUGGCUGGAGUGUAGACAGAGCUGCCACUUCAAAACCCCUUCCCUGGGCCUCACACAAACAGAAAGCCCUGGGCUGAGUCCUGAGGAUGUGCUUCAACCCUAUGGGCUAGAAAGGGGUCUGGAAUGAAAGCAUUCCUAGGAAGGGCUUUGCCCUGAUCCAAAGCCUGGAACUGGCUAGUGUGAAAACUAUUUAUCUCACGUCCAAUUUAUUUUGAUGUUAUCAAGUAUCCUACAUGCUCAGAACCAACAUUGUUAGUGCUAGUGAUAUAGAGAUACAAAUCCUCUUUAGUCUAAGUCUCCCUCUUUUGCUACAGAAAAGUACCCUGACCCCAGCAGCUCCUGCUCUUGUAGACCCAGUCUUUGUCAUCUUCCUACCCUUCUUCCACAUCCUAGCACUGAUAUUUGUACCCUCCUCUUUGGUCUGUUUUAGCCAUCCCAAAUCAUUACCUCUCUCUGCUUUUAAAAUUUCCCUUCACCUCUUUGCCAGUUCCAGACAACAUAUGGCAAAGUGGGAAGGAAAGUAGCCUGGGUUUCCUAGAGGACCAGGGGCUCUGCUGCAGCACUUCUGUCAUGGAAAAGGAGAUGCCCUAUCUCCUGUGUGCACUCUUUCUCUUAAGUUUUGGGGGCAAGGUCAUAGUCGGACACUAUCUUUGGAUCGAUGUCAACUACAAAGUACAGUCAGAACUUGAGAAUGAUCGUUCUUGCCAUUGAGAAGAUCUUUCCCUGGCACACAACACAGUCUCCCCAGGCACUUGCCCACAAGUAGGAAGAAAACGCUGCCAGACCUGAAGUGAGUUGCCUUUUAUUAGCAAAAAAAAUGUCAACAUGGAUUUGACAGUACCUCCAGGCACAGGGAUAUCAUCAGCAAUGUCAGCUUGAUGUUGUCACCUUCUCCACUAUCAGAUUAAGGGAAGAAUGACAAAGACAAGAAAAGGGAUGGUGGGGUGGGUUGGGAUGGGGUCAGGUGGGGAAUGCAGCAGGAAAUGAAGUGUUUGGUGACAGUCUGCUUUUUGCCAGGCACUUAAACCAAUAUGUUAUCUUUUACCAUUUACUUUUCAAACCAAUGCUGACAUUUGCCCCAGUGCUCUGCCCCUGCAGAUAUGUGAUUUCCAUGUGCUAAAGUUCAAAAUCAUAUUCUAACAUCCCUCAUUGUUGCUCAGAAAUCCAAAGACAGGCAAAAAAAAAAUCCAGUUUAUUAAGUAUUAACUGAGCACCUAUCCACUGGCCCAUGCUGUGGCAAGGAUUACAGGAGGUAAAAGGGAAAUAUGGGGCACACUAUAUUCUGCUACCUUCUUGGAACUUAGACUCUCACAAAUAAAUGUACCUUUUCAGUUGAAGCGCUGGCAGUAAUUAAAUAGAGUUGUAAUAAAUACAGGGAUCCGCUUUGUAGAUUAUUCAUAACAUUCAGAGGAGCCUCCUGUGACUGUUGCUAGGGCUGCUGAAAGAAUAACAUCUUUGAAGAUAAGCCUGGGACAACAAUGGGACCCAAGGCCAAGAGUGUGAAGUGCCCAGUGAGCAGCACAAGAAGGGACACCUGUUUGAAAUUACACGGAGAACAAACGAGGACACUCUCCUGGUCCGGACAUUCAGAGCUUGUAGAAUUUCUCCAUCCAUGUCAGGAGAAUGUCCACUUCCCCAAAGGCUUUCGUCAGAGCUGCUUCUAUGUCCAACUAAGGGGAAAGGAGAGUUGGAGGUUAUCCACAUUAGCAGUGAGAAUAGUGUUCCUUCCCAUCUGCCAUGUCAGAAACAGAUAUGAUUCCCCAAAUCUUGGACUGGAUCACCCAGGGAAUGUUCUCUGAUGAACUCGCCUGCCCAUCCCUUGUCUCCAUCUUUGAGUGUUUGUCUGCUUCAGAGACAAGGAUACAGAGAGUAGUCACGGAGUAGCAGAGUAGUGAUGGGUAAAGAACAAGGGAAGAGCAUUUGGCACCCCCUAACCACAAGAACCGCAGAGUGCAGCUUGGGGUGCAUAUAGCCGGCCACCUGCAUCCACUGCGCAGAUGAGGAAAUGAACCAGGGUGGCCUCUUUCCAUCAGGUAUUUUGCUCUUCACCAUUUAUUUAUAGGCCAAUGUAUGGAUUCUUCCAAAAACAGAUCAAAAUCACGUUUUGGAAAAAAACAAAAAUUUGUGGGGAGAGGUGCCGAGAAUGAAAUUUGGAUUUUUUGUGUGUGUAUCUAAAUUUAGGAAAAGUGAUAUAAUUUCCCAUCAUUUUUAUUCAUAAAUGAGACCACUUGGGCAUUAUGGAAAAUACCACAGAUGUGUUUGGGGUGAGUCCAGUGAUUCCUUUCCUUCUCUCUCACUUCUUUCAUUACCCAGUUCAAGUACCCAUAAAACUCUCUCACAGGGAAAGUCCCCAAUAAUGAAAUCAUCUGGUAGGGAAAUAUAAUAGCAUUUUAAUUUGAUAACAGCAGGAGGGGAAAAAGACCACUUCAUUUGUGCCACUUACACAAAGUGUAUACUAAUUGAUGUAAAUAACCCACCUGCUAAGUCGGGUGGGUUUGGGGCAAGCCUGGUGGAGUCACCUAGGUUAAAUUCUGCUUGAGGUCUCUGAGGCCCCUUAGUGUGACAGUUCAAGCGAGUCUACUUUUGCUGGGUGAGCAAGCUCCCAGCUCCUCGUCUUACCCGUUUGAAUGCUCCCUGGAACAGCAGAAACCGCCUGCGCGCACUCUCACUGAUGGAAAACUUCUCAUUUUCCUGCUGGAUAACAAGGGGGAAAACUGUUGAGCCAAGAAUUAGAUAGGGGCAGAGGAACACUCCCUCCUGUUCUCCUUGGUGAUGCCACGGUGGGUCCCAAGACCUGAGAGGACAGAGCUGAGCUCUGUGUCCUCAAAGUAGUCAAUACCCGACUCCCACCAUGUGGCAGGAACUGUCUCCCUUAAUGCUCAUAUAAUUCCUCCAGGGAGAAGUGUCAUUUCCAUUUUACAGAUGACAAAACUGAAGCCAGAGAGGCUGAGCACCUUGUGAAGUGUCACUCAGCUGAUUAGAAGCAGACCUAGAUGUGAACCCAGCACUUUUUUCCAUAACCCCCAUGAACCCUGUUGUGGAAUGCAAGCCAGGACUGGAUAAGGGAGAGAGUGUUCUCAGAACACACUGUUUCCAGA